Molecule: messenger RNA, 3606 nt
Organism: Alexandromys fortis (reed vole)
Lineage: Eukaryota; Metazoa; Chordata; Mammalia; Rodentia; Cricetidae
Gene: Gen1
Product: GEN1 Holliday junction 5' flap endonuclease
Exons: 14
Molecular function (GO): four-way junction DNA binding; 5'-flap endonuclease activity
Source: RefSeq, a predicted model, not a curated record
GGGCGGGAGGCGGAGGGCGGAGAGGGAGAGGAGGAAGCGGGGAGGAACUGUCCCCUCGGCGGCGGCUCCGGACCGUGGGGGGUGGCGAGUGGGAAGAUCUCCGGGCGCCCUGGCAACAGCGAUUUGCCUGCUUCCGUGUUCCUUGCCUAAGUGUACUUCAGAUAACAGCAGAUAACCACCAGGAUGGGAGUGAAUGACUUGUGGCAAAUUUUGGAGCCUGUAAAGCAACAUAUCCACUUGCAGGAUCUUAGUGGGAAAACCAUUGCUGUCGAUUUGAGUCUGUGGGUAUGCGAGGCACAGACAGUGAAGAAAAUGGUUGGCACUGUCGUGAAGCCCCAUCUCAGGAACCUAUUUUUUCGUAUCUCGUAUUUAAUCCAAAUGAAUGUGAAACUGGUGUUUGUAAUGGAAGGGGAGCCACCAAAGCUGAAAGCUGAUGUCAUGAGCAAGAGGACUCAGACUCGCUAUGGGCCUUCUGGAAAAGCAGGCUCUCAGAAAACAGGGAGAUCACAUUUUAAGUCAGUCUUACAAGAGUGCCUUGAGAUGCUACAGUACCUGGGAAUCCCCUGGGUCCAGGCUGCCGGGGAAGCCGAGGCCAUGUGCGCUUACCUUAAUGCCAGUGGCCAUGUGGAUGGCUGCCUCACCAAUGACGGCGAUGCUUUCCUUUAUGGAGCCCAGACUGUUUACAGGAAUUUCACUAUGAACACAAAGGAUCCACAUGUUGACUGUUACACAAUAUCAUCUAUCAAGAGUACGCUGGGCUUGGAUCGCGAUGCCCUUGUUGGACUGGCAGUACUUCUUGGCUGUGAUUAUCUUCCAAAGGGAGUGCCUGGAUUUGGAAAAGAACAAGCGUUAAAACUUCUGCGGAUUUUGAAAGGUCAAAGUUUGCUUCAGAGGUUUAACCAGUGGAUUGAAGAACCUUGCUCCUCUGCUCCACAAAGCGUGGCUCACUGCUCUGUGUGCUCCCAUCCAGGUUCGCGUAAGGAUCAUGAACGUAACGGAUGCGCGUUAUGUAACAGUGACAGAUACUGUGAACCACACGAUUAUGAAUACCGCUGUCCCUGUGAAUGGCACCAGACAAACCAUAGUAGGCAACUAAAUGAAAUAGAAAACAAUAUUAAAAAGAAAGCUUGCAGUUGCAAAGGAUUUCCAUUCCAUGAGGUCAUCCAAGAAUUCCUUUUGAAUAAGGAUAAAAUGUUAAAACCCCUCAGUUAUGAAAGACCUGAUUUAUUAUUGUUUCAGAGAUUUACUGCUCAAAAAAUGGAGUGGCCCAGUCACUAUGCAUGUGAGAAAUUGUUGGUGCUUUUGACCCGCUAUGACAUGACAGAAAGAAAACUUGGAAGAAAAACCUCUAGUCAACUACAGCCAAUCAGAGUUGUUAAGCCCCGAAUCAGAAAUGGAGUUCGUUGCCUUGAAAUAGAAUGGGAAAAGCCUGAACAUUAUGCAGUGGAAGACACAGAGGCUGGGGAACUGGGUCCCCUUACCAUCGAAGACGCAUCACUGUUUGAAGCAGCCUAUCCUGAGGUUGUUGCUGUCUACCAGAAACAACAGUCAGAAACCCAAAGGAAGAAACAGAAGAGUGUGAAAGUUAAGCCUAAAGGAAACAGUUUACCAGAACUGAAUAGUGUAGUCAGUUCUCCGUCACUUAUGACUUUAAAACCUACUUGUGGAGUCUUCCCCAAGCAUCAUCCCAAAAUUAAUUUGGAAAUUUCUCCAGACCCUAUUUCCUCCCAGGAAUCUACUUCUCCCUCCUUGCGUAGUUUUGUUUUCCCUGAAAGUGCUCCCUGUCUGAAUUUGCAAGAACAUUCCAUGCCUUCUCCAAGAUCUUCUUCUGGAAAGCAAACUAAAGAUGUCAGUGAUUUUUUAGUUUCAGAGUGGAGUCAGCCCAGCUCUUCGUCCCAUAAUAUCUCUGCGAUUGCCGAUCUCCAGUUGAGUGCCAUUGACUGGGACGGUACCUCGUUUAGUAAUUCUCCAGCUGUUCAAAGGAACACUUUGUCUCAAGAUUUACAGUCGGAACUUGAGUCAUCAGCCAUCCUUCCUGGCUCUGAAAAUCACCCAGAACAAUUGUCCUAGAAAUCAGAACAAUGCACCACAAACAAGGACGUGCUGGGUAGAGACCUUCAAAAGGCUAGUCCUGCAGAGCGCCUACUUCCUGCCAUCGCUGGCUUACAUCUUCAUGAUUUGCCUCUCAAGGAACGAAUCCACAUGAAAUCCUCAUGCCCUCAGUACAGUGUACAAGCAGAGGCUAACCUGGAAAGUUUGCACCUAAAAGUAAAAGGCUCUUGUGUUACUGACAGUAGCUCUGUUUGUUUAUCAAAUUUCUCAAAGGAAUUUCCAGGAAUACUGCACAAAGAGUCCAAAAACUUGAAAGGACUUGACAACGAACUCCUUCAAGGGAACUCUACAGUCAAUGCUUCCAUACCUGAUUCUGAGAACAGAACAGUAGAGACCUCCAGUCUUCAAGCUGGGCUCUCAAAUUCUGCUCUACCUCAUAAUCCAAAAGUUGUUGGGAAAACUGCUAAGAACCUUGUGAAGAAUAGUGUUUGCCUCAAAAGAGAUUCCUCAGAUGACGAAAGUGCUCCAGUAUCCUGGAAAACUAAGUGUACUGCUCCAAAACUGAAACCCAGUUCUCAGAAGCUCAGCCUAGCCCAGGUCAGAGACACACUCAGAAAUCCUAAAGUCGAUGCUGAAGAAACCAAACUCCAUACAAAGACCUACUCCACAGCUGAAGAUGGAGAAAACUGGUCUUCCGAUCCAGCGAAAAGGACUCAAAGUUUUCUACACUGUCAUGUAAAAGAUGAGGGCUCUGCUGCCUGCUCGGAAAGUCCUCUCCCUUUAUGCCAGAGGUUAAAACUCAGGCUCCAGAGCACUUCCAGUGGAUUUUAUCAUACCUAAGUUUAAUUCACUUGAACGUUGUCAGUGUUAGCAGAAGCCAGGCGGUGCAGUCCAGCUCAUGUUGGGCAGAGAAUGGACAUGAUUGUGUGCCGCUGUAAUCAGUGUAAUCUACAGUGUUAGGGGCCAUGUGUGGCUCGUGUCUAAUCACAGCACUUAGGAGGUUCAUGGAGCCCCGAGAUUGGGAGCUCAGUGUCAUCCUCUGCUAUAUGGAGAGUUUUAGGCCAGUCUGAGUUGAGUUAGCUAAGGAAGAAAACAGUUAAAACUUUGAUUGCAAAGUGGUUUUUUUUUUUUUUCGAAAAAUUGUGAUUUUGAUUACAAAAGCUGAUUGAUUUUGAUUAUAGAAAAACUUUGAUUACAAAAUAUGGUGACAGCUUCAAAUAUUGUAUAUUUUAGAGCAUUUUACCAUUCUUGAAAUGUCCUUACUGAUUAUUAUCUAGCUUUAACAUAUUAGUGUAUUCUUUGAUAGAGUAAAUGCACUAUCAUUUUUAUUUCUUCUUAUGUAAGCUUCUAAAGCAUUUGUUACAGUCUAGCUUAUUCCCAAGAGGGUAACACAUUGUAAUUGUAUUGUAGUGCCUUCUAUUGGGCCUUCCUAAUGACUGUAUUUUCUCCUCAUGCUAAAGCACCAUUAGCAUGUUCUUUCACUUUUAAUAAUGUCAUGUUUGAGACAUGAAAAUGGAAAAAGAGGAUGCUGUGGAGUAAAGUGUGUUUAUAAAA